Molecule: messenger RNA, 1114 nt
Organism: Lagopus muta (rock ptarmigan)
Lineage: Eukaryota; Metazoa; Chordata; Aves; Galliformes; Phasianidae
Product: olfactory receptor 14A16-like
Exons: 2
Coding region: 74-1042 (322 amino acids)
Biological process (GO): G protein-coupled receptor signaling pathway
Cellular component (GO): membrane
Molecular function (GO): olfactory receptor activity; G protein-coupled receptor activity
Source: RefSeq, a predicted model, not a curated record
CAGGCUGUGAGCUCACUGAAGAAGCAUUUCUCACAGCCCUUAACAAGGACUCCAGGCCCAGCAGGAACUGCAGAUGCCCAACAGCAGCUCCAUCAGCCAGUUCCUCCUCCUGGCGUUGGCAGACACGCGGCAGCUGCAGCUCCUGCACUUCUGGCUCUUGCUGGGCAUCUACCUGGCUGCCCUCCUGGGCAACGGCCUCAUCAGCACAGCCGUAGCCUGCCACCACCGCCUGCACACCCCCAUGUACUUCUUCCUCCUCAACCUCGCCCUCCUCGACCUGGGCUGCAUCUCCACCACUCUCCCCAAAGCCAUGGCCAAUGCCCUCUGGGACACCAGGCACAUCUCCUACUCAGCAUGUGCUGCACAGGUCUUUUUCUUUUUGUUCCUGUUAUCAGCAGAAUAUUUCCUUCUCACCAUCAUGUCCUAUGACCGCUACGUUGCCAUCUGCAAGCCCCUGCACUAUGAAACCCUUUUAAGCAUUAGAGCUUGUGCCAGCAUGGCAGCAGCUGCCUGGGGCACUGGGGCUCUCUAUUCUCUGCUGCACACUGCCAACACAUUUUCUCAAUCACUGUGCCAAGGCAAUGCUGUGGAUCAGUUCUUCUGUGAAAUCCCCCAGAUCCUCAAGCUCUCCUGUUCGAAACUGGGCCUUGUUAUGGAAAUUAGGCUUCUUGUGGCUAGUAUAGUUCUUUGUUUUGGGUGUUUUGCUUUCAUUCUUUUCUCCUAUGUGCAGAUCUUCAGGGCUGUGCUGAGGAUGCCCUCUGAGCAGGGACGGCACAAAGCCUUCUCCACGUGCCUCCCUCACCUGGCUGUGGUUUCCCUGUUUCUCAGCACUGCCAUGGUUGCUUACCUCAAGCCCCACUCCAUCUCUUCCCCAUCCCUGGACCUGGUGGUGUCAUUUCUGUACUCAGUGGUACCUCCGGUAAUGAACCCCCUUAUCUACAGCAUGAGGAAUAAGGAGCUGAAGAAUUCUCUGUGGAAACUAAUGGCCAAAUGUGUUUUGAAAACAAUGAACUGCCCAUCUAUUUCUAUACGUGACUUGUAAUUCUGAUUUUAACUUAAUCACGCUGUCUUUUUUUUGGUUUAUGUAUUCAUUUGUUAAGUGUUAUUUACUGAA